UCGGAGCAAGGAAGGAUCACAACUUUGGACAACUUCCCUAAGGUCAUUUUAUCCUAUCAGAGAAAUAAUGAAGGUGAUCCAUGAGAGAAAGGAUGGGACAGUGAACUUUUACCAUGGAUGGGACCAAUACAGGAGUGGGUUUGGGCAGGCAUCCGGAGAGUACUGGUUAGGCCUAGAAAACAUCCAUCUCCUCACUCAGAGGAAGAAGUAUGAGUUGAGGGUGGACCUGGAGGACUUCGAAGGGGCUAAAGUCCACGUCCAGUACUCCUCCUUCUCUGUCGACUCCGAGCAUGAAGGAUACAAGCUGCAUUUAAGUGGCUUCAAAGAUGGAGGUGACGGAAAAUCUAUGGAUGAACACAAUGGGCAGAAGUUCUCCACCUUCGACAAAGACCAGGACACUCACGCUUCAAACUGUGCUAAAUCAUAUCUAGGAGGAUGGUGGUAUGGAGAAUGCCACAGUGUCAAUCCCAACGGGGUAUAUCUGUGGGGCGACUCAAUCUAUGGUAUUGGUAUCAACUGGGUGUAUUGGAAAGGUUAUAAAUACUCUUUAAACGCCAUUGAAAUGAAGAUAAGGCCUGUGGAAUAAGUUCAGAACCUCUCACACUGUC
This is a messenger RNA of Salvelinus namaycush (lake trout), 608 nucleotides long. RefSeq names its product microfibril-associated glycoprotein 4-like. The coding region runs from base 68 to 586 and encodes 172 amino acids. NCBI's taxonomy places the organism in Eukaryota, Metazoa, Chordata, Actinopteri, Salmoniformes, Salmonidae. The transcript has 4 exons. Gene Ontology annotation, biological process: elastic fiber assembly. The record is from RefSeq and is a predicted model, not a curated record.